GCCCAAGGGGUUCCAAAUCGAUUGGACCCACUGCCCCAAGGCGGAGGAUAUAAGUACAGGAGGCGAUCUGAAGCUCCGGCCACUGUGCACCGGCGGAAGCGAGCGAAAUGAAGCAUCUACUGACCGCACUCGUGGCCCUGCUGAGCAUCCUGCCGCGGGGCGAGGUCCUGGGAUCGGGAGCCCCCUGCCCGCGUCGCUAUCUGCGCAGGAUCAACGGCAAGUGCUACUACUUCUCGGUGAAAAAGAUGAACUGGUUCGGCGCCCUGAACAACUGCCUGCGCAAAGGACUCACCCUGGCGGACCUGAGCAACCAAAGGGACUUCGACGGCGCCGUCGGCUUCCUGAGCGGCCUAGGCAACACGGAGGACUUCUGGUUCGGGGGCAACGACCUCUACCACGAGGGCCGCUUCCAGUACAUCAGCAACGGGCGGCUGGUGCGCUACUACAGCAACUUCAGCAACGUGCUGCCCCUGGAGCACUCCGAGUGCGACGACUGCCUGGAGGUGCGGAUCCGCUCGCAGAUCACCAUGGUCUCGGCGGACAACUGCCAGGAGCGGCAGUACUUCAUCUGCUCGGAGCGCUACUGCCAGGACGGGGACGGCGGCAAGAAGCCGAAGCACCACAGCCACGAGCACCUGCACCACUUCCACCACGACAUCGGCGAGAGUGCCGACGGCGAGGUGGAGGAGGAGAACCACAGCCGCCAGCAGCCACUCACCAGUGCCUCCACCGAGAAGGAGGAGGCGGACUCGGAGGAGGCGGCAGGAGCGGUUGACGUGCCGGACAUCCAUGAGCCGGAGACGGAGGCUCCGGCUCCCGGAGGAGAGACCACCGUUGGCGGAGCAGCUGGUACGGAAUCAACUGUCGCCGGCGGCGCACCGGAAACCACCGCAGCAGCAGCAGUGGGAGUCACCCCAACGGCAGAAGCAGCUGCUGCGGGAGCCGUCGAAGGAGCAGCCACCACUCCGGCAGCUGCAGCAGAAACCACAGCCGCUGCAGCGGAAACCCCCGCAGAAGCAGCAGCCGCUGAAACUCCGGCUCCACCAGCAACCUAAGCUCAUUGCCCCACUGAAUCCAGCCGUUCUUUUCGAUCACAAAUAAACGACAGCCAAUAAUUAAA
Messenger RNA from Drosophila takahashii, 1120 nucleotides. RefSeq names its product lectin-46Cb (gene lectin-46Cb). NCBI's taxonomy places the organism in Eukaryota, Metazoa, Arthropoda, Insecta, Diptera, Drosophilidae. The record is from RefSeq and is a predicted model, not a curated record.